Messenger RNA from Clarias gariepinus (North African catfish), 1032 nucleotides. Its product is annotated as trace amine-associated receptor 13c-like. Gene Ontology annotation, molecular function: trace-amine receptor activity. The record is from RefSeq and is a predicted model, not a curated record. Gene Ontology annotation, cellular component: membrane. NCBI's taxonomy places the organism in Eukaryota, Metazoa, Chordata, Actinopteri, Siluriformes, Clariidae. The coding region runs from base 1 to 1032 and encodes 343 amino acids. The transcript has a single exon. Gene Ontology annotation, biological process: G protein-coupled receptor signaling pathway.
AUGCCAGAAACUCCAAAUGUAUCUUUGGAAGAAUACUGUUUUCCUGAAUCGAAUGUUUCUUGUUUCAAAGCUUCGUACUGUAUGACAACUAAAACAGUGUUAUAUUUUUUACUGGUGUGUGCGAUGGCCAUUACAAUUCUAGGGAACUCUGUUGUCAUUAUCUCCAUAGCUCAUUUUAAACAACUUCACACACCUACAAACAUUUUAGUGAUGUCUCUGGCACUGGUGGAUCUGCUUCUGGGAAUCACAGUCAUGCCGCUUAGCAUGGUCAGGUCUGUGGAUGGCUGCUGGUAUCACGGUGAAGAAUUGUGCUUUUUACACUCAAGUUUUGACAUGUGUCUCACUGGUGCAUCAAUCUUCCAUCUAAUUUCUAUUGCAAUUGAUCGAUAUCAAGCCGUGUGUUAUCCACUUCAGUACCCUACAAGAGUGACUAAAUCUGUCGCAUGGUUUAUGGCAGUUAUGAGUUGGAUUGCCUCUGUCGUGUACUCUUAUACGCUCCUAUGUUCAAAAGCAAAUUUGGAACAAUUAGAUGAUUAUAUUGCAUCCGUAAGUUGUCUGGGGUAUUGUGAACUUUUGUUUAAUGAACUAUGGGCAUCAAUGGAUGCAUGCAUAUGUUUCUUUUUACCAUGCUGUGUUAUGUUUUGUCUGUAUGCAAAAAUAUUUUUCAUUUCAAAGAAACAUGCAAGAAAAAUUGAGGAUGUAAAGCAGGGCAAAAAUGAGAAGAAUUUAACAAGGUUUUCACAAAAAAUGAAACAUGAGAACAAAGCAGCAAAAACUCUUGGUAUUGUUGUAGGAGCCUUUAUUUGUUGCUGGAUGCCAUUUUUUGUCACAUCUGUACUCGAUCCCUUCAUUAACUUUGCUACCCCUUUAGUACUUUCUGAUGUCUUUGUCUGGUUGGGUUACAUUAAUUCAACCUUAAACCCCAUUAUAUAUGGCCUUUUCUACCCUUGGUUUAGAAAAACACUAUCACUCAUUGUUACACUAAAAAUAUUUGCUCCUCAGUCCUCUGACAUCAAAGUUUAUACAUCAUGA